AGAGAGUGUUUGCAUGAUCUCCACAGAGGAGAGAUCCAGCCAUGUGCUGAAUGUGCUGAAGGAGGAACAGUAUCAGUCGUGUUGCGGGUUUCGUUAGUAGACCGAGGAUCGUGAAGGAGGUUGAGGUUGAUCUCCUGCAGCGUUCGUUCUGCUCGUGCUCUCUCUCUCUCUCUUUAGACCCCCACACACACCCACCCGCUCGCUGCUCCGCGAGCCUGACCCCCACCUUCCCUCGGCUCGCCGGCGGAGAGGAGUGGACGCGGUGGCGAUGGACAUCUUUUCGUGUGCGCUGGUUUGUCCACACCCCUCCUGAAAGACUGAGAGAGAGUAAGAGAGAGAGAGAGACAGAGGAAUCGACGGGGACGAGUUCACAGCCUGCUCUCCUGCAGAAGGGAAAGUGACUGUGGAGGAAAAACUGACUGUGGGAUUUUUAUAAAGAGGAAACCGUUGGCUGUGCUGCUCGUCUGAUUUUUCUUUUCUCCACACGGAUUUAAAGACUCGGGUUGACUCGGAAUUAACCUCACACCAAUGGAAACAAACAUGGAGUCCCUCCAGAUCAGCGUCCACCAUGUCCCUGUCCGUCCGGCCGACGCGCCGAGUCCUCUCCAGGCCAAUCACUAGGAGUCAGUCAUUUGCUGGAGUCAACUCCUACGAUAAACACUACAGGAGCCUCUCUGUGUUCAGAACUCCAGCGGCUACAAGAAAGACUCCCUCCAGAGGAAGCAGGAUGUUCACACUCUCCACCAAAUCUCCACCUCCAAAGGUGCCCCAGCCUGAGAGGCUGGAUGAAGUCUACGAGGCCCUAAAGAGAGGACUCCAAUCUUACCUGCAGGUCCAUCAGAUGGAGCUGGACAGCCUGAAUCGCCAAAUGAAAGAAUCCAAGAGGAACUCUCGCCUGGGUUUCCUUUAUGAACUAGACAAGCAAGUAAAGGUGAUUGAGAGAUUCAUGAGACGGCUGGAGUUCCACCUCAGUAAGAUUGAUGAACUAUAUGAAGCAUAUUGCAUGCAGCGAAGACUGCGGGACGGGGCCAAUAAGAUGGUAAAAGCUUACACAGCAUCUCCAGGCAGCCGAGAGGCUCGGGAGAGUCUGUCCGAGGCCAACAAAGGGUUUAAAGAGUACACUGAGAACAUGUGCAUGUUGGAGAGUGAGCUGGAAAACCAGCUGGGGGAGUUCCAUGUGAAAAUGAAAGGUCUGGCUGGAUUUGCUCGUCUGUGUGCUGGAGACCAGUAUGAGAUCUUUAUGAAAUAUGGCCGACAGCGCUGGAAACUGCGAGGUCGGAUAGAGAUCAAUGGCAAGCAGGUGUGGGACAGUGAGGAGAUGGUGUUUCUGCCCCUCAUCACAGAGUUUCUCUCUAUAAAGGUGACUGAGCUGAAGAGCCUGGCCAAUCACGUGGUGGUGGGGAAUGUGUCAUGUGAGACCAAAGACCUGUUCGCCGCCCUGCCACAGACUGUGGCCGUGGACAUCAACGACCUGGGCACCAUCAAACUCAGUCUCGAGGUCACAUGGAAUCCAUUUGACAAAGAUGACCAAGCCUCCACAGCGAGCACAGUGAACAAAGCUCCUACAGUGAACAAACGUUUCUCCACCUACAACCAGAGUCCUCCAGACACGCCCUCUCUGCGCGAACAAGCUUUCUACUCAACCCCUCGGAGUUUGCCACCCAAGCAGCGCUGGUCUCUCCUGGACGUGUUCCGGGAUACACUGGCCGAGAAGCUGUCUCAAAGCUGCAGCUGUGGGGAUGUCUCCUCUGCCAGCAUUGGCUCCUCUCAGUCCCACAGUAAUAACAUGCUGAGGCGGCAGGAUGAGAUGGAGAACGGGACCGCCUGGUCAAACUCCUCAGAAUCCUCUGACGACUCGUCCAGCCCCCAGCUUUCCCUAGGUCUGCGCCACGCCCACAAGAACCUGGUCCAGCCUGAGGUUCAGGCUGCCGCCCCCUCCAUCGAGAUCUCCUUUACUCCACGUGAAUCGGCCACCUCCACGCCCACUCGCCUGGCCAAUCAGAAGGAGGAAGACGAGGAGGAACCGGAGAAAUCCCAGGUGACCACCAUCACGGUUACUGCAGAUGCUGCUGGGAAACCGGAAAUGCCAAAUGGCCACGCCCGCUUCUCUCGGUCCCUGAGCCACAUCAGCGAGAGCAGCGUGGAUGCAGCCCUGAUGGAAAGACCAGUAAGUGAAUGCUUCGAGCCUACCGAGGUGCCCUCAGCAUCGGCAACGGACAUGGUGAUGGACAUACCUGUCCGGGCUGAGCUGUGCAUGGUUAUUCCUGAACCUCAAGAUUCCAGAUCAUCAAUCUGCUCUGUAAGUAGCUCUGAAAUUGCACCACAUUCUACAGAGGAGACCUGUGUCUCUGCUACAGAAUCUGAGGAGCCUACAGCCCCUUCCAGAGCUAGCUCUGCCUCCUGCACCCGCAGCGAGGAGGAUUCAGUUUGUAUAUCUCCUAAAUCGGAGGCUAAUUCCCAGCAGAACGAUGCUGGGCCUUCAAGGACUGAGGAUUUGAUACAGGCCCAGGACUCAAAACCACUUACCCAGACCCAAAUAGACUCCACACAGGUCGAGAAGCCAGAGAAUAAGGCAGCGGCACAAGAAAUGGUCAGUGGUCUGGAGGAGGCCUUAAGUGCUGUGGUCUCCUCUCUCGAUGACUACAGGGGCCAGUUUCCUGAGCUGCAGGUUCUUGAGCAGGAGCUCAAGCUGCUGGAGGAAGCUCUAACUGGUCGAAGUCGAAGUCGCUCAUCCAGUGUGAGUUUGACAGUGGAGACGGCUCUUGGAAGCUUUGAUUUCCUCAACACAUCAGAUCUAGAGGAUGACGAGGAAGAAGAGGAGGAUGGGGAGAAGCGUAGUGUGACAGACAGUGGCACAGGAGCGGUGGAGGAGUGUGUGGCUGAUGAUGAGGGUUGCCAGGACCGUUGCUGGGACACUCCCUCAGGACCACUCAGCACAGGCUGCCAGGCUCUAGAUCGCACCCUGCUGGUCCAUCUGCACAACUGCAGCUCUCAACUGUUGAGGUUGGGGACAUUUGGGCCACUUCGCUGCGGGGAGAUGUACGCUCUGGACCGGCUGCUCCGAGAGGCUCGCGUACUUGAACUCAUUCGACGGGUUGCCAAGGACACUGCGGGCACCGCUGGCCAGCCAGAUGAAGUUAUUCCACAGUUAGAGCAGUGCCAGGGGGCUGUGUUGCUAUGGAGGCAGUGUACAGAUGGCUGCAGUGUGUUCAGCACCUCCACAGAGACUUUCCUGCAGACACUCAACAACACUUACGCCAGCAGACUACCGGAGAGAGGAUCCGGCUACACAGACACAGUGUUUUUGAGGUUAGUGGAGAGGAUUCUGGAGAAGAGGCUGCCGAGGCGAGGCGGAGGUGCAGCUAAAGAAAGUCUCACAAUUUUCCAGUUCUGGAGCUACUUGGAGGCAGAGGGUGUGAGUGAACUGGACACACACAUUACUGAGCUGGCUGAAGAAGUGUGGUUGGUGCAGUCUCUGCAGUCUGGUGAGCAAGAUGUGUUGCUGAAGGCCCUAAAGAGACCCCCAGAGUGCAGUUUGAAGCGUGAAGGCCUGCGGGCCGUCAGCCUGCUGUUAAGGGACCCCCGGGGGAAAGUGUGCAGCAGCGCCAGCUCACUGCUGCGCAGCCUGGCAGAGCAGCCACGACACAGAGAAAGGGCGUUGGUGAGCUGUCUGGAGCUGCUGGAGGACGAGAGUGUUGAGACCCGAGUCUGUGGAUGCAAGGCACUCGCACUUCUAAAGGCCAAAGAGAGCAUUGAGCAGCUGGUGUAUCUGUGUCGCACAGACAAGGAGGACGUGAGAGACGCAGCCAAACAAGCUCUUCUGGUGCUGGGUGAAGAGGGGAAGAUGGCACAUCGACAUGUGGAAUCGGCUCAGGAUGGAGUCCCCCGCCUUUUCGCGCCUGGCAGCAUGGCCAGCACUGCUUUCUAAAUGCCAUCGUACCAGAGAUACCCACAGAAACUAUAUGCCCAUUGCUCCUGUCUACUCAUACUUAUAUUCAUGCCUACAGAAAACUCAUGAUCGAACAUGCUCCAUACACUGUUGCUGAAGAGCAGAUACAGACCGACACCAUCGCUGUGAUAACAUACAGAGCUGGUGUCACAUAUUUGAUGCAAUCGAAGGACACGAGGACACGGACAUGAUUUUGUAUGUAGAUACGAUAUAAUAGAAAGAGAAUGAGUGGGGUGGGCUGGGGUGCACUGGGCUGGGCUUACCAUGAGUGUUUUGCUGCCUUAUGACCUGAUGGUGUUGCCUUCACAAAUCAAGAAACUGGGCUUGUACCAGUGCUUCAGAUGCGGAGUGGAUGGACAGGCGUUGCUGCACUUUUGUGCCCUGUGGCACUAGCAGUGGAAUGAAGUGUUAUUUUCACACGAUUUACAGGUGGAUGCACUUUUCAAUCUGCAGAGUAUGUGAUUAAGCUUGUCCUCUUUGUAAAGAGUUCUUAUGUUUGUUUUGCAAACGUAAGUUGGUAGUGGGAAUGGGCUCAGGAGUGACAUUGCUCCUCAGGGCGAUGGGGAGACAGAGUGUAUGUGUGUGUGUAUGUGUGUGCGUGUGUUUUAAAGGGUGAGUCUGUAUUAGCGUAACAGUGCCAUCAUUCCAUACUGUCAUUAUGUAUGCUUUACUGACACAGUAUGUAUAAUCCAAUGGACGUGUACAUGUUUUUUUUAUUGUGUUGUAAUUUAGUUUAAAACAAAUGUUAAUACACAAACCUAAAGGUUUGAGUGCUAACAACUUAUAAAACUUCACCACACACUACCUGAGAUUUGAGCCAACGGCGAUGUAUCUGAAAAGAUAUCUGCUGUAAAAGUGGUGAAGCUGUUUAUAUAUAUAUAUAUAUAUAUAUAUAUAUAUAUAUAUAUAUAUAUAUAUAUAUAUAUAUAUAUAUAAUCUUAAAAACAUUUAAACUGUGGUGGACUUGGAACAGGUAUAGACAACUUCUUCAUGCACGCAAUCUUUCCAAUGGCCCUAUUGCAUUAUGAAGAAGAUUCAUAUCGGAGCAUUCAUCGAGUGCUACUUGACACGCAGGUUCUGUGCUAGAACCUGAACUUCAGUUUUUAAUUGACUUGUAUCUUCAGCUGACUUUAUGUUAAGACUUUUGAACGGACAAAGAAAGCCUCCUCAAUGUACAAGUGCCUCAAAUGACUGGGGAGUGACUACAAUAAGAAGUAGACUUUAUUUAAAAUUCAGAAUAAGCAGUUUAAAAUCACAAACUGCAACACAGAUUUAAGUAUUUUUCUUUAAGACGUACAGAUUGUGCAGCAUUAAGUGAUUUAUUGUUUUUUUAAGAAGAAGUAUAUUGUCUGAUAAGGAUCUUGCCGACAUCAGGUGUAAAAAAUUAAAAUGAGAAAAAAAAAACGUUUCUGUCAUUCUUGAAUAAAUGCCAAAUGAGAAUAUAUGAAACAAACAUCUAUCACACAAAUAACAACUUUAUUUCACAAGCAUGGGCACAAGCAAUUCAGCGGAAUUUCUACUAUAUUU
Messenger RNA from Astyanax mexicanus (Mexican tetra), 5476 nucleotides. It is a transcript of the gene ripor1, whose product is annotated as RHO family interacting cell polarization regulator 1. The record is from RefSeq and is a predicted model, not a curated record. Bases 569 to 3928 code for a protein of 1119 amino acids. The transcript is spliced from 23 exons. NCBI's taxonomy places the organism in Eukaryota, Metazoa, Chordata, Actinopteri, Characiformes, Acestrorhamphidae.